Messenger RNA from Branchiostoma belcheri (Belcher's lancelet), 715 nucleotides. Its product is annotated as kelch repeat and BTB domain-containing protein 8-like. Bases 1 to 591 code for a protein of 196 amino acids. Gene Ontology annotation, molecular function: protein binding. The transcript has 2 exons. Lineage: Eukaryota; Metazoa; Chordata; Leptocardii; Amphioxiformes; Branchiostomatidae. The record is from RefSeq and is a predicted model, not a curated record.
AUGUUUGAUUCCUUUGGUGGGGAAUGCAGGGUCAGUAAGGACAGCGAGGGAGACGAGGGGGGACAGGAAGAGAACCAAUCAGAAGAGAGAGCUAUUGUAGACGAUGUUGUAUUGGUGGUAGGACUGAACAAGGUGGAACUACGCUGCAGUUGGUACGUCCUGGCAGAAGCAAGUCAGUACUUCAGGGACAUGUUCUGUGGUCGUGACUGGAAGGAGAGCAGGGAGAAAACAGCUGUGAUCUCUGACGUAGAGCCUGACGUCAUGACGCUCGUCCUGAAAGCGGCCUACGGAAUGAAGAUCGAGGAACGAGAGCUCCAGGGCCUGAUGGCGGCCCGACCACGCCCCUGCAGUCUCGUUCCCAGCCUGUUCAUAGCCGCCGACAGGUUUCAGUUCACUGCCCUGAAAGAACAGUGUGAACGGCGGCUUAUUGCCGAGCUGGACGAACUGAACUGUGUCCCUCUCUGGCACCUGGCUAGACGGUUCUCCGCUACAUGGUUGGAAAACAAGGCCCUGUCUCUGAUAUCCCGAGAAACGGUUAAAGCGAACGAGCUCCGAAUUUCUGCCAUGUUACGGUCCAUUCGAGCUCGAUGACAUGAUACCAAAUCGUUUUUAACUAGUAAUGAUUCCAUUUGGCUCACUCUAAAAUAACGGAAUUUAGAAAGGCAGAUACAAUACACAGUGACAAAUGUCUUGUAUUUAAACAAAGCAGUGAAAU